GGCGAUCACCAUCCCUUUUCCCACGUGAAUUUUCCCUUACGCCAAGAAAGGCGACCAAGCCAGCAUCUUAGAAGCGUCCACCUAAUCAAAACGAUAAAUAUAUGAAGGCUUUCGCUGCAGAACCAUGGAUGGGCGAGCAUAAAAUCAUUUUGGGUUUCGAUAUUGGUACAACAUUUUCUGGAGUAUCUUAUGCAUAUCUCUUUCCAGGCGGCCCCCAAACGGUCUCAAGAGUUAAUGCAUGGCCAGGGCAGGGCGCCUACCGAAGCGAAAGCAAGAUUCCGACUUUGGUAUGGUACGACAAUAAUAAGAAAGCUACCGCGUUUGGCGCUGAGGCGUUAAGCGCCGAAAUGCAAGAUGAAGCGGAAGACAAUGGAUGGAUCCUCGCAAAGCAUUUCAAACUUCAUCUGCACCCACAGACUAUGAAGGAGAAGUAUAAUUUGACUCUUGAUCCCCCGCCCGAGGGUGUUCCCCUUUCGACGAUAUACGAAGACUUGUUCGGUUAUCUCAUUAAGCACACUCAGGACACAUUCAUUCACCGUGUCCUCGAUGGGGCUCGUGUAUGGAAGACGUAUAUCUCCUCUGCCGAUGUUGUCAUUGCUCACCCUAAUGGAUGGGGCUUGAGGGAACAAGACUUUAUGCGUAGAGCGGUAGUGGCCGCUAAUAUCGUCCCCGAAUCUGAAUCACAUACCCGAAUCUUCUUUGUCACCGAAGGAGAAGCUUCUGUCCAUUACUGCAUGUUUCACGCCGACUUAGCAUCACAACUUAAGCCAAACGUGGAAUUUGUUGUUUGUGAUGCGGGUGGGUCGACAGUCGAUACAACCACUUACUCGGUGUCGGUAGUCCAUCCACAGCUUCAGCUUCGCGAAGCAAAACCAUCAGCUUGUAUUCAGGCAGGUGGUAUAUUCGUGAAUAAAGCUGCAGAAGACUACUUCAGCCGCGUAUUCUCAAACCCAGAGGCGAGCCUUCGGCCUGAUGAAAUUAAGGACUUUGUCCAGCAUGCUAUAGACGAUUUCGAGGCAAACGCCAAGAAAGCCUUUCAGGACAAGGACAUAACCAGUAAAGGAAGCGUGGACAUAGGGCAGAGUCGAUACACCAAUCCGGUUGUUGGUGUGAAGCGUGGGCGGAUGAUGCUGGAUGGAUCAACCAUCGAGACAUUCUUCCGACGGGCCAUGGACCAGAUUGUCGACUCUCUGAAGGAACAAAUGUCUGGCAUCAACUGCAAGCAUAUUCUGCUUGUCGGAGGCUUCGGGGAGAACCUAUGUCUGAGAGAAACGCUCAGCAGGGCUUUGGGGAAAAGAGACACUCAAAUUGUCACUGCAAACGACUCCACAGCUAAGGCGGUGUCGGAUGGUGCGGUUAUUUGGCGUGCUGCAUCCUCAGUCGUUGCACGAGCUUGCCGCUUCCAGUAUGGAAUCUCUACGAGCGUGAAAUACGAUUCAAAGAACCCGCUGCACAGUGGGCGCUUACCUUUCAAAGACAUUGAUGGGUCCGAGCUAGUUUCUGGGGUGUGGGAUCCUAUCGUCAGCCGCGGGGACGUUCUCCGGCCAGAUGAAGGGGUUUCGAAGGAUUUCUUCCAAAAUUGCGAAUCCCCCAAUCCUGGAUGUGUCUUGGAUGUGAUAUAUGCCAAUACUCUAAUUGGUCGGAAAAAGCCGUACUACUCAAAUGAUGAAAACGACAACCCUGCUCCAGGGUUUGAAGCGGUGUGCAACGUUUCUGUGGACCUGAGCAGGCUAGCUGGACUUCUCGAAAAACGUCAGGGACCCAAGGGAACAUACUGGCUAUUGAAUUACAAGAUUGGCAUCCAAUUCGGUGGAACAGAACUUCAAGCAUAUCUUGAAUGGAACGAAGGUGGAAAGACGCGCAAGAGCCCGGCUCAAAUCAUCCCAAACUCGGUGAUAUGAUCGAAUUCCGUCGUUCAGAUAAUCCUUGUUUCUCAUGAUUUCGUUUGUCAUAUACAGUCAUUCACGGCCAAUGGUUCACAUUUUGUAAUUUUGAGACUAUGACAUUGGAUCAAAACCAAAUACAAAAUUUUUACGAUGGAUAGUAGCCAG
Molecule: messenger RNA, 2051 nt
Organism: Cantharellus anzutake
Lineage: Eukaryota; Fungi; Basidiomycota; Agaricomycetes; Cantharellales; Hydnaceae
Exons: 12
Coding region: 102-1901 (599 amino acids)
Source: RefSeq, a predicted model, not a curated record